AUGAAGAGACACCCGCAAGGUUCAUCUAAUAAGGCUGCUAGAACUUCUAGUGAUGAUACAGAACUCAAAACCCCUACAGAAACAUGCCAUCCAAGAACAACUCCCUCAAAGUUGCCGUCGGGGGUACAUCGCAAUCAUCAGUCCGAACUUGACGACUUUGCCAACAAUGUAUUUUCCCGCUCCUUCAACUCUUUAAUUCUAGAUGACAUCGAUGAUGAGGAAUUCAAGCCAAAAAAACUCAAUAAGAGCCCACCUUUCAAUGUAAAGCAGGGCUUACAUUGUUUUGAUACUAUAGACGACACUUUGGAUGAUAGUGACGCAACUACGACUCGUGUGCAAGACGAAAGAGAAGGUGAUGGUUCGUUUGCGACAGACACAGAGGCCUCGACGCUGAGUCCUAUUCUCCCUCGCCCAUCAAAUGUGCCCUUUACUGGGAAGAAACCUCUUUUGAAACGUUCCUCCAAGUUUUUCAAUCUAUCCAUUGACUCAAACUUCAAAGAUGACCCACAACUGUCGCUGGCGACACACGAGAAUAUCCCGUCUUCACUGCCGCUCAUAGACAAGUCUACUCCACUCAAUAAGUUCAAGAGACCACAUAAGUUAGUGAGCCAAUCUCCAUCACCAAGCUCUGCCAGCAAACAUAAGAGCACUUUUGACUCAGUCAUUUCAAAAACGCAUUCAGAUCAAAGCAGUUACAAAAUGUUUAAAAACGCAAACAAACUUCGCAUCAUGUCACCUUUAAAGCUGUCGAGCAACUUGUCUUCAUCUCCUGGACGAAGAGAAUUUAACUUAAAAAAGUUUUUCAAAAGCCCAAAUUCAAAGUUCAAGAACUCGUCUUCACCAUUGAGUGGGUAUAACUUUGAUCCGUACAAUACUGAUGAGUCUCCACUGAAGUCCCAUAAGAAAUCAUCUGUUUCUUCCGGUUCUAACUUCUCCAUAUAUCAUGAUACUGAAAAGACUGACGUGGAUGCCGAGCCUAUGAAUAGGAGUACUAGCGCAGGCCUGAAAAAACUAAAACAUGAUGAAGAGAAGGAAAACAAGCUUCAAGUUCCUCUGAAAACAACUUCAAGAUCUUCAUCAAAAUCAUCAUACAAGUUUGUCAAACCACUUCAAACGGCCUUUGAAUCAACAGGAUUAUUGAAAAAGAAUUCGGUUCCUCAACCCCUGAAGAAACUACCGCCGGAAACACCCAUGAAAAAGAACCCGCUUAUCUUGAUGGGUAAAGACAUGAAUCGGACUUUAGACUUUGACGACAGCUACUCAAAUCAUGACCAUUCUAUUGAAGUGGGGAGAAAUGCUUCCUUUUCUCAACUCAAUGAAUCAAAUUCAUCAUUCUUCAAAAUAGCAUCUACAGUGAAAGCUGAGAAGGCCAUUGAACUUGAUUUGGACGGCCAAUCUGACCUUGAGUUUGAUGAUGUCGUUCUUGAGACCCCAACUAAGCUGAGCAGCAGGGGAAAGCAACUAAAUUUGCUUGUGCAAAAGAACCCCCAACUCACGCAGGCUCUCCGAGCCCCUAGUCUGAAUGAACCUUGCACUCCAAUUCUGCACAUGCCACCAGAUUCUGUCGCAUCUUCCCAAGUGACAAUUAACCUUCCUAGUGCUGUGCGUGAGGCAUCCAAUGAUCACACCAUCACGUUGUCUACCUCCAGCUUUCGCCAUGACCUUGACCCAGUUCUAAGUAUAGAGGCACGAGAAAAGAAGAAGCACACCGAUGAGCAUUUACUAGAAAAGUUUGGACCAAACAGCAUACGGUAUGUGGGAAGUGGCCAGUUCUCUAUUGCCUUUGAAUGUAAUUUUCAAAACGAGAAGUUUGCGAUAAAGAGAACCAGGAAGCCUGUCAUAGGCAGUCAUGAAAGGAAAUCCAUAUUGCGUGAAGUGGAAGCUUUAAGACUGCUCACUUCAAUUACUGAUGAUACAGAAGUUGAAGACGGCAAAGAAAACUUAGUAUUCUUCAUCGAAGCUUGGAGCUUCAACAACCACUAUUAUAUCAUGACAGAAUUCUGCGAGGGAGGAACCCUAUAUGAGUUUCUUCAAGAAAACAAAAAUUACAAGAUUGAUGAAUUUAGGGUGUGGAAAAUACUUAUUGAGAUCUCAUCUGGUCUAAAAUUUAUUCAUCUGAAGAACUUUUUGCAUCUUGAUUUAAAACCGGCGAACAUCUUCAUUACCUUUGAGGGAGGUUUGAAAAUUGGGGACUUUGGUUUAUGUACAAAACUUCCAAUACUUGAGAAGGAUUUUGACAUUGAAGGUGAUCGGAAUUACAUUGCACCUGAGUUGCUAAAUGACAAGAUUUACACACCAUUUGCGGAUAUCUUUAGCGUGGGAUUGAUAAUAUUGGAGAUCGCAACAAACAUAGUAUUGCCAGGAAAUGGAUCGCCAUGGAGGAAGCUUCGAAGUGGCGAUUUGAGUGAUGCUGGUAUGUUGUCUAGUGACAACAUAAGCGAUUUCUUGAAUCACAAUAAUUUUUCCUCCUUGACUUCUUACACGUCAUCAUUGAAUUCAAUCAAUGCUCAGCCCAUGAGCCUGCAUCAUUUGAGCUCUGCCGGUUCAUCAGUCAUAUCAAAUUUCAACUCUACGCCGCUCCAACCACCAGUGAACACGAAAACAGGAGGUUCAUCUGGAUCGCUUUCUAUUCAACAUGGUUCGAGAUUGAUAGAGAACAUUAGGGAUCUUAUUCCGAAAGGUGCACCAGAGUUUCUCGUGGCCAAUGGUCACAACCUUGACAAAUUAGUGAGCACUAUGCUCAAACCAAAUCCGUUUGAAAGACCAACUGCGCUCCAGAUUCUUGAAAUGGAGGAAUGCGUCGAAAUUGAGAACAGAAGAAAAGCAGGAGCCACUAUUUUUGAAGGCGAGUUUGGACCGAAUGAUGAUGAGUAG
Messenger RNA from Clavispora lusitaniae ATCC 42720, 2874 nucleotides. RefSeq names its product tyrosine protein kinase (gene SWE1). Lineage: Eukaryota; Fungi; Ascomycota; Pichiomycetes; Serinales; Metschnikowiaceae. Gene Ontology annotation, molecular function: protein tyrosine kinase activity; ATP binding. Gene Ontology annotation, biological process: negative regulation of G2/MI transition of meiotic cell cycle; protein phosphorylation. Gene Ontology annotation, cellular component: nucleus; cytoplasm. The record is from RefSeq and is a predicted model, not a curated record.